AAAUUAUGUUACAAAUGAUAAAAUUGAUGAACCUUAAACAAAAUACUGCUUACAAACCAAAUACCAUCGUUAGUAAAUUGCAUAUCACAAACAAUCGAAAUAUAGACAAAGGAGAAAAUAUGCAUUUGUAGUAAUACUUAAAAUUGACUUUUACUCAUUAUAAAGAAGUAAUAUUUAAAGCUAUAGAUUUAUAAACCUGGAAUAGUGGAAGAUGAAUAGAUGGAGAAUAAUUGUUAAAUGGCUAUUGUGAAAAAAAAAUAAAUAUCAAAGUGUGAAAUAUAUUAUUCAUCCUUCUUUAGAUGAAUUAACAGAAGAUCAGGAUUGUGGAUAAUUGAAAAUAAUUGAUGAAUUCAUGAAAAAUGAUCCAUAAUAAAGAGGGAUAGAAGAGGUUUUCUAAUUCAAGAUGGGUAGC
This is a messenger RNA of Paramecium octaurelia, 412 nucleotides long. NCBI's taxonomy places the organism in Eukaryota, Ciliophora, Oligohymenophorea, Peniculida, Parameciidae. The record is from the annotation of a GenBank genome assembly.